AUGGUGAGGCUGCUGUUGUGUUGGCUUGUGAUAGUGGCUGUGGCGGUGGUGUUCAGUGGCGCCGUUCCUGGUGGCGAAGUGACUUACGAUGGCAGAUCUUUGAUCAUUGACGGCCAACGGAAAAUUUUGUUCUCUGGUUCUAUUCAUUAUCCUCGAAGCCCUCCUGAGACAUGGGCAUCUUUGAUAAGCAAAGCCAAAGAUGGAGGGCUAGACGUGAUUCAAACCUAUGUGUUUUGGAACCUUCAUGAACCUCAACCAGGCCAGUAUGAUUUUAGUGGAAGAAAAGAUCUCGUGCAGUUCAUUAAACAAAUACAAGCUCAAGGGCUCUAUGCCAGCCUCAGGAUCGGACCUUUCAUCGAGAGUGAAUGGUCUUACGGAGGUCUACCAUUGUGGCUGCGUGACAUCCCAAACAUUACCUUUCGAUGUGACAAUGAACCCUUCAAGGUUUACAUGCAAAACUUUACCACAAAUAUAGUGAACAUGAUGAAAGCAGCAGGGUUAUAUGCUUCACAGGGAGGCCCCAUCAUACUCUCACAGAUCGAAAAUGAAUACUCAAUGGUAGAAGCAGCUUUCAAAGAGAGAGGGCCACCGUACGUCAAAUGGGCUGCGGAAAUGGCUGCAGGACUUCAAACUGGAGUGCCCUGGGUGAUGUGCAGGCAAAAUGAUGCUCCUGAUCCUGUGAUUAAUGCAUGCAAUGGUAUGAAAUGUGGGCAGACAUUUGUCGGUCCAAAUUCACCCAAUAAGCCAUCCAUAUGGACAGAGAAUUGGACUUCUCAGUAUCAAGUAUAUGGUGAAGAUCCACUUUUGAGAUCUCCCGAGGACAUUGCAUUUCAUGUUGCUUUAUGGGUUGCAAGGAAUGGAAGUUUUGUAAAUUAUUAUAUGUAUCAUGGUGGAACCAAUUUUGGAAGGACAGCAUCUUCAUUUGUAAUAACAAGUUACUAUGACCAGGCCCCCCUUGAUGAAUACGGAAUGAUUAGGCAACCAAAAUGGGGACAUCUCAAGGAGUUGCAUACUGCAAUCAAGAAUUGUGCAGAAACAUUACUUUAUGGACAACAAACUAUUUAUUCUCUGGGAGAUAAACGAGCAGCCUAUGUUUUUCGCACAGAUUCUAGAAACUGUGCAGCCUUUCUGGUGAACGAAGGAGGACAAGAAGUUGAGGUGCCAUUUAAUAAUUCUUCCUACACACUUCCUGCAGAAUCAGUUAGCAUUCUACCCGACUGCAAGAACGUAAUCUUCAAUACUGCAAAGGUAAGCACUCAUUCUAAUUCAAGAUCAAUGGUACGAGGCAAGAUGUUGGAUGGAUGGGAAGAAUUUAUAGAGAAUAUUCCUAACUAUGACGACACCACGCUCAAAUCAAGCUCUUUAUUAGAACAAAUUGCUACUACCAGAGAUUCUUCUGAUUACCUAUGGUACAAUUUAAGGUAUGAACAUGAAUCCUCCAAUACGAAAGCCGUAUUAGAGGUUCACUCUCUUGGACAUGUUCUUCAUGCAUUUGUCAAUGGAGUACUAGUAGGAUCUGCACAUGGGACACAUCAGAAACCGAAAUUUAGCCUGCAGAAUACGGUUUCCUUAAACAAUGGGAUCAACAAUAUUUCAUUGCUAAGUGUGACAGUUGGAUUACCGGAUUCAGGAGCAUUUAUGGAGAAAAAAGGUUUAGGACUUUGUAUGGUGUCCCUUCAACUCCAACAAAAUAGUAAACUCAUCUUAACCAAUUCUUCAUGGGGAUAUCAGGUGGGAUUAGUAGGAGAGAAUUUACAAAUUUACACAGAUGAAGGAUCAAGUAAAGUUGGAUGGAAUAAGUUUUCGUCUUCCCGACAACCGCUCUCAUGGUACAAGACAGUUUUUGAUGCACCUGGUGGAAAUGAAGCAAUUGCAUUGAACUUUGGUUCAAUGGGGAAAGGUGAAGCUUGGGUUAAUGGUCAAAGUAUUGGUCGAUAUUGGGUGUCUAUUCAUACUCCUAAUGGCAUUCCUUCACAAACAUGGUACCAUGUGCCGAGAUCCUUCUUGAAACCUACAGGCAAUCUCCUAGUUGUACUGGAAGAAGAGGGACGUGGAUCUCCUCUAUCCAUCUCAUUAGACACGCCUACUAUUACAUGA
Mangifera indica (mango) is the source of this 2097-nucleotide messenger RNA. RefSeq names its product beta-galactosidase 16-like. Gene Ontology annotation, biological process: carbohydrate metabolic process. Gene Ontology annotation, molecular function: beta-galactosidase activity. Gene Ontology annotation, cellular component: vacuole; cell wall. The transcript has 18 exons. The record is from RefSeq and is a predicted model, not a curated record. Lineage: Eukaryota; Viridiplantae; Streptophyta; Magnoliopsida; Sapindales; Anacardiaceae. The coding region runs from base 1 to 2097 and encodes 698 amino acids.